UAAUUAUAAAUAGAGUUGGUAUCAUAAGAGUGCAAGGUCUUGUGAGAUGAAAUUGAAAGGAAGACAAAACACAAGACAGAGUCAUUCAGCAAGGCUUGAAACGAGAAGCGAGGAUGCCCAUCAGAUGUAUUCUGCAUUGGCAACCGAACCAAGGAAGCGUUGUGAACAGCCAAGUCCUGAAUGAGAUCUCGCAGUGCGUCGAAAGCCUUAACGGCGUCAAAGAAGGAAGAUGCAAAGCCUCCCUCACUUUCUACAGACCCAAUUUACGAGACCAAUCGGUGACCAUCGAUUUUCCUCGCGAUUUUCUGGGGAUAUCGAUGCUGGAGCAGCCGAACAAAUACUACUUAAUCAUUCGCGGCCAGAAGAUUGUUCUCGAGGCCGAUUCUUCUAUCUUGCUUAUCAUGGAGAAACUCCAGUCCUACAAGUCCAAAGUCGCCCUUCAUUUCGAGGGAGUGCUGUAUAAAUUGGGUGACUUUCAGAUCAGGGUGAUUAAAGUUGUUCCCAGUCAAGCGGAGAGUCUCAGAGGAAUUAUGAUUGAGAUUGAGUAUCUCCCUAUCUCGUCAGUUGAAAAAUCCAAGCAAAUUUUGGAAGAGUUCAUUGAUAUAUGGAAAGAAGUCGUGUCUAAAAAAUCAUUAGCCGGUCAGUUCAUGCAUACAGAACCAAAUUAUGCAGAAUAUGGGCUUUCUGACAAUUAUACCUCUCAGCAUACAGCUGUUCAGUAUGCUGCUGCAUUGGCCCAACUGAUUCAAUCUGCACAGUUACGGAACUAGGAACUAGGACCUUUGAAGGGUAUGUAAGGGAUAUUUAUUUUAUGAAAUCUUAUUGGAUUCUUGUGAGUGUGGAGAUGGUAAUAUAUAUUUCAAUAAUGUUUGUUAGAAAGUAAUAAAAAAAUAUUUCCUGAGAUGGUCAUAAAAUCA
This is a messenger RNA of Glycine soja, 917 nucleotides long. RefSeq names its product mediator of RNA polymerase II transcription subunit 20a-like. Lineage: Eukaryota; Viridiplantae; Streptophyta; Magnoliopsida; Fabales; Fabaceae. The record is from RefSeq and is a predicted model, not a curated record. The transcript is spliced from 5 exons. Gene Ontology annotation, biological process: regulation of transcription by RNA polymerase II. Gene Ontology annotation, cellular component: mediator complex. Gene Ontology annotation, molecular function: transcription coactivator activity. Bases 114 to 770 code for a protein of 218 amino acids.